UCUACCCCAUGCAGAGUUUACUUGCCCAAUGAAAACCAUAACCCAAAAAUUCUCUUCUUUUUGCUUCCCAAACCUCGGUAUUGAAAAUGUAUUAUUUCCCAACAAAACAGAAAACCCACUUUCCCUCCAUUUCCUCAAGACUUUCUCACCCGCCAAACAGCGUGCUUCUUCUCUCUCCACCUGCACUAUCCAAAACCCAAUUGCCGAUCCUAACAGAGAAGCAAAUUCCCCAACCAAAACCCAAUUGUAUCCUACCAUUUUUGGCAAAUCUACUAAACCACUUCACCACCAUGCCAAAUCUAGUGACGUCAUUUUAUCAAACAAGAUGAUCACUAGCCAUAUCAGAUGCGGCGACUUAGAUUCUGCUCUUAACGUGUUCGACAACAUGACUCUUAAGACAACAGUUACCUGGAAUUCGGUUUUAGCGGGUAUGUCAAAGAAGCGCGGUAAAUUGAAGGAAGCCCAAGAACUGUUUGUUAAAAUACCUGAACCAGAUGCUGUCUCAUAUAACACCAUGUUAUCUUGUUAUGUACGUAAUUCUAACAUGGAAAGAGCUCAGGCUUUCUUUGAAGAUAUGCCCAUUAAAGACACACCUUCUUGGAAUACAAUGAUAACCGGUUUUGCGCAGAAUCAGCAAAUGGACAAAGCACGCGACUUGUUCUUGAUAAUGCCAACGAAAAAUGUAGUCACUUGGAAUGCUAUGAUUUCAGGUUAUGUAGAGUGUGGGGACCUGGACUCCGCGUUAAAGUUGUUUGAAAAAGCGCCAUUUAAGAGUGUGGUGGCCUGGACCGCUAUGAUCACUGGGUACAUGAAGCUUGGGAGGAUUGGAUUGGCAGAAAGAUUGUUUGAAAAGAUGCCCGAGAAAAAUUUGGUGACUUGGAAUGCUAUGAUUGCAGGUUAUAUUGAGAAUCACAGAGCUGAGGAUGGUGUAAAACUUUUCCGAACAAUGGUGGGAUUUGGUAUUCAGCCAAAUUCGUCAACUUUGAGCAGUGCUUUGUUAGGGUGUAGUGAGUUGUCUGCUUUACAGUUGGGCAGGCAAGUGCAUCAGCUAGUUUGUAAGUCUCCACUGUGUGAUGAUACAACCGCAGGAACUUCGUUGAUUAGCAUGUACUGUAAGUGCGGAGUUUUGGAGGAUGGCUGGAAAUUGUUUGUUCAGGUUCCAAGGAGGGAUGUUGUCACUUGGAAUGCAAUGAUUUCUGGUUAUGCUCAGCAUGGAGAAGGUAAAAAAGCUCUGGGUUUGUUUGAUGAGAUGAUAGAGAAAGGAAUGAAGCCAGACUGGAUCACUUUUGUUGCGGUAUUAAUGGCAUGUAACCAUGCUGGAUUUACAGACCUUGGGGUUAAAUAUUUCCAUUCAAUGGCGAAGGAUUAUGGACUUGUAGCUAAGCCUGAUCAUUAUACAUGCAUGGUUGAUCUUCUUGGUCGGGCAGGUAAGUUAGUAGAGGCUGUAGAUUUGAUAGAGAAAAUGCCUUUCAAACCUCAUGCUGCUGUAUUUGGAACCCUUUUGGGUGCUUGUAGAAUACACAAGAACACUGAGAUGGCGGAAUUCGCUUCCCAGAAGUUGCUUAAUCUUGAUCCAGCUAGUGCAACUGGUUAUGUUCAACUUGCUAAUGUUUAUGCAGCUACAAAAAGAUGGGACCAUGUUGCUAGAGUUAGAAAAUCAAUGAAAAGCUGCAAGGUGGUGAAGACACCAGGGUACAGUUGGAUUGAGGUUAAGAGUAUGGCCCAUCAGUUCAGAUCAGGUGAUAAGUUUCACCCAGAAUUAGCUUCUAUACAUGGGAAACUGAAGGAGUUGGAAAAGAAAAUGAAGUUAGCAGGGUAUGUGCCAGAUCUUGAAUUUGCAUUGCAUGAUGUAGGGGAAGAGCAAAAAGAGCAGCUUUUACUGUGGCACAGUGAAAAGUUGGCAAUUGCUUAUGGCCUUAUAAAAUUGCCACCUGGCACUCCAAUCAGGGUGUUUAAAAACCUGAGAGUAUGCGGAGAUUGUCAUAGAGCUAUCAAGUACAUAUCACAAAUAGAAAGAAGGGAAAUCAUUGUUAGAGAUACUACGAGGUUUCAUCAUUUUAAGGAUGGGCAUUGCUCUUGUGCUGAUUACUGGUAGGUUGGCAAAUUCUCUUGUAGAAGUUUUUGAUCCAUUAGCUGCAGUUAGACAUAUAUGGGUCUCUAUGAAGGAUCGGUUCUACAGGAGAGGUAAUAAUAGGCAGACUUUUGACUUCUACCUGAUCAUAACAGCCUGGUCAAGUUGGCACUUGCCAAGGUAGCUAAGGUGGUUACUUGCUGAAGUUGAUUUGUCAAUCAACAGAUAGAGUUGCAACCGUUAAGUUAGAUGAAUAGAAGCAAGUCCGACAAUGAAAUAAGAACAGUACUGAGUUGCAUUGAAUAAUGCAGUUCAUUGUUCAAAUUAGGUGUUGGUUUAGUUUGAUUGAGUUUUUGUGUUUAGAAUCUAGCGUGAUUGAAAAGGGUGGAAUCAGCUGACCUUGUCUGUAAAUUUGAACAGUAUGAUAGAAAAAAGCAAUAGACUAGGGGCCCUGGAACUGCAAUGGCUAGGAAGGGAAGGAGUAAUGUUAACCUGAUGAGCAAGGCCAUGGGUGUGGUUCAAUCUGUGAAUUAGGUGGAGUCAACACUCGAUCUGGCAUGCCCUCACAUCCAGGAUUGCUGCAGUUGCUCACCGCUAUGAUAUGCUAGGUACUGAAAUCUUAAAUCUGCAUUGCAUUAUGAAAGGAGUUGGAUGUGUACAAGAUUGUGAAGCCAUGGCCUUUUGGCCAGUCAGAAGCCUCGUGAUGUCAUCAGAUUGUCUGACAUGGCGGUUCAGGAACUUCAGGAGGUUUUUAAAAAUUGUGAUAUCCACAAAGGAUACAAGUAUAUAACAUUAUUGCAGAUAUACGGGAGAAUGAUUGUGCAGUCUGGUGGAGAGAUGGUAUGCUGUUACCCUUGGAGUUUAACCAUGAUUUUCAAGUUUACCAUCCAACUCUUGAGACACUGAGUUUCCAGUGUACCUUCAGGCCACUGGCAGAGAUCAUCAGAUUAUUCGAACUGGGAGAAAAACGUUUCUAAUGCCUGUAUCUCACCAGAGUCGUGUUUCAGGAUCAAAGGUUGUCCAGUUAUGAUUGCAGAAAAGAAAAUGACAAAUCCCUCGCCGUAGCAAACCAGUAAUUUGGUUGUUCCCAUCACUGGACAUUCCAUAUGACCUUUCAGCCAACCAAAUGUGCUACAGUCAACGCCUGACUCCAAGCAUCAGUUCGGUUUACUUUAUGAGCAUUCUAAAGGGACGGCGAAAGUUUUGUUCCCAUCCCGCUGUCAAAUGGGAAAAGCUGGCGGAGUUGCCGAAAAGAGAAUUUUCUUGGCGGCUUUAAGAAAGAUAAGAGUUUUCUUGCGGUUACUGUUUCUCCUCAAUAAGCAUCCACGGUAGGACAGCUCUGGUCAAACCAUGAUAUCAUCAAAAACAAAUCCUUCAUUAUAGAACAGUUUCUUGACUGACGAUUUCAAUUGCCCGACUCGAAACGGAGAGCAUUUAUUCUCUUUACUCUAUUCACUAAAUUAAUUUCUUGUGCCUUGCCUGAUAUCCAGUCUUGGUGGGUAAGGGAAACCAGAAGAUCAAACCCCAUCCUCUCUAAUAAUUAUUGCCGUUAUCCUGGGCUUCUCAUUUGAUCUUCUUGAGAAUUGUAACGGUUUACAGAAUUGAUUUCAGUUUUUAUAUUUCUAAGUAUUCUUUUUCCA
Populus trichocarpa (black cottonwood) is the source of this 3711-nucleotide messenger RNA. Its product is annotated as pentatricopeptide repeat-containing protein At4g16835, mitochondrial. The transcript has 2 exons. Gene Ontology annotation, biological process: RNA modification. Lineage: Eukaryota; Viridiplantae; Streptophyta; Magnoliopsida; Malpighiales; Salicaceae. Gene Ontology annotation, molecular function: zinc ion binding; RNA binding; protein binding. Bases 29 to 2095 code for a protein of 688 amino acids. The record is from RefSeq and is a predicted model, not a curated record.